Messenger RNA from Coprinopsis cinerea okayama7#130, 798 nucleotides. RefSeq lists its product as hypothetical. The coding region runs from base 1 to 798 and encodes 265 amino acids. The record is from RefSeq and is a predicted model, not a curated record. The transcript has a single exon. Lineage: Eukaryota; Fungi; Basidiomycota; Agaricomycetes; Agaricales; Psathyrellaceae.
AUGAUAACCUUCUACGACCUACCUUCCAUCCUGCCAGAGAACGACUGGUCUCCCAACACCUGGAGGACCCGUCUCUGCCUCGACUACAAAGGGUUGGACUACAAAACCGAGUGGGUCGAAUUCCCCGACAUCGCAAAAGUAUGUCAAGAACAAGGAAUAGCAGCGACCGCAACCUGGAGGGACGGGAGCCCCUACUUCUCCGUCCCAGCCAUCGUCGACGUCCAAGAGUCCGAGUCCGACACAGGCUUCACAAUGAAGCGCACCGCCCUAGCCGAGUCGUUCGAAAUCGCCAAGUACCUUGACGCUGCCUAUCCCAACACCAAACGCGUCAUUCCCGAGGGUGCAGACGCAGAACGGUUCCAGCGCGAGUUCCCACUCGAGUUUCGUAAACUCGUCUUCCUCCCGUUCUGUAGGAUCUUUUGGGCCAAGGUUAUGACCAUCCUCAAUCCCGUCAGCCGCCCCUAUUUCACGCGCGCCAGGGCCAGUCUGAUGUUCGAGAAAGAGUCGUUGGAUGAGGUCGCUGUCAAGACUGAUGAAGAAAGGGAGAAGAUUUGGGGAGACUUGAGGGAGGGGCUGAAGGCGAUUGAUAGGUACUACAAGGAGACGGAUGAAGCUGGUCCGUGGAUGCUAGGAAAGACGGUCAGCUUCGCAGAUUUCGUCGUCGUAGCCUUCUUGGUCGCACUGAAGAGAGUCUUCGGAGAGGAGAGCGAAGAAUGGAGGACAGUAAAGGGAUGGGACGACGGAAGGUGGGGCCAUCUGCUCCAGAAGACUGCGGAACUUACGGGAAGUAAAUUGUAG